Molecule: messenger RNA, 1766 nt
Organism: Anopheles stephensi (Asian malaria mosquito)
Lineage: Eukaryota; Metazoa; Arthropoda; Insecta; Diptera; Culicidae
Product: sin3 histone deacetylase corepressor complex component SDS3-like
Exons: 4
Coding region: 223-1326 (367 amino acids)
Biological process (GO): negative regulation of transcription by RNA polymerase II
Cellular component (GO): Sin3-type complex
Molecular function (GO): histone deacetylase binding
Source: RefSeq, a predicted model, not a curated record
UACAUUGCUAUCCCGCGUUUGUGCUAUAGUUUACUUGACAAGUGGAUCGAGACCGAAACAAUAGCAAAUUCUUGGACGCUCGCGGUCGCUUUGUUUUGUUUUGUUUCGUUUCUUUUUGUGCCGGUACAUUUUAUUUCACGCCUUUUGAAAACUUUUCCUAUCAGUGCCUACUUUAUCAAAGCUGGAGCGUUCGGAAGGACAAGCUUUCCGCGAAAAAGCAUCAUGGCAGCGAAUCGCAACGUUUCGUCGUAUGUAGAAAUUGAUGGCAGGCAGAACGUGAAUAUGCAGCCCGAUUCGGAAAACGAAGCCAACAAUGGAGAAGACACGGAUGACGCAAGCGAAACGGAGCUACUGUCCAGAAUGAACAAUCAGCCCAGCGUUGACGAACGGAUGGAAAUCCGAGAGCAGAUGUACCGGGAAAAGCGUGCGUAUCUGUUCGGUCAGCUGGAACUUUGCAAGCAGCGCAAACAUCCGGAGUAUCUGAAGAUUGUGGAUCGCCUGGAAAACGAGCUGAACGAUCGUUUGCUGCUGAACGAGGUCGAACGCGACUAUCUGCUAGCGUGUGCCGAGCGUGAGUGCAUCCUGGAGAAGGCAGCCGCAGAAAAGGAGUACGAGGAAAAGAAGGCAGAGCUAAUAGAAAAUUUGAUUGCCGAUCUGGAGGACCAGAAGAAAACCAUCGAGCAAGAGUUCGCCACGAUGGAGCUAACUGGUGACUCGAUUGACGUGAAGCCAAAGGUAACGCGAAAGUUGCGCCGACGGCCGAACGAGCCCCUGCCGGUGCCGGAAAAGCGCCGCAAGCCCGCUACAAACCAUCUAACCUUUUUGCUGGACGACAAAGAGAUAGAAUACGAUCUGAAGCUAAUUGCACGUAGCAAACCAACCUCAGCCAACCGUGCCACACAGCAUGCAACGAACGAGGGCGCUAGUGGAAGCAGCAGCACCAGUACGACAGUUACCGCUCACAAUCGGAGCAGUGGUGCCAUCAACUCUGUAUCGAAUGUAUCCGACCACAAUGGUACCCCUCAAGACGGCUACGGUAGUGGAGCGGCUUCUACCGGACCGGUUGCGAGCGGUCAAUCAUACCAGCAGCCAUCGCUGACGGAUACACGAAUCGAGGACGGUAAGCUGUGGUAUGAACGGCGAUGGUUUCACCGUGGUCAACCGGUACACGUCGAGGGUCGGGAUAUCUCUCGCUUCUCGGCCAACAUCUCUGCCAUCGGAAUCGAGGCAAUCUGCGUGAAAAAGACGUCCGACGGGCAGAAGGUGCGCAUCUGCCUCUCGCAUUUGCGCCGGGGCAAAGUGUCGAUCAAGCGUCGAGCGAAUUAGUGGUUUGUUGCGAAUUUGUUGCUGCAUUGACUAUUCCUUCUUCUUCGUGUCCGUCGUAUUACACGUUCGGCAUUUAUUCUUAAUUCAUUAUGGUUUAUAUUGCUAGUAUCGCGGUAUCGACCAGAUACAGCAGAUCCGAUGCGUUAGAUAAGAUUAUUUAACGGUUGUUUUAGGCAUCCAAAGCAUCCUGAAUAUAAUACAAAUUGCGAGUAGUGAGCUAUUAUUAGUGUGAGCUAGCGGGGUGAGAAUACACGACUGUAAUAACAAAAGGCUGAAUGCGUUGGCUUUCGAAGCUCCGCAGGAAUGUUAUGCCCUUCCGCCGGAAGGAUCGAUUAUACAGCUAUGGGUUAUUCCAUUCCACCUAUUGUUAGCCAUUAGACGUGGCAGGCCAAGAUUAUUCCAUGAAAAUAAUAAACAAACGCAAUCGUUUAUUAAAAUAA